UCUCUACCCCAAACCCCCAUCCCCUGCCCUGACCCUGCUUCCCUGAGCCUCCCAUUCCCUCCCCUGAGCCCCCUGCCCCAAAUCCCCCAUCCCCUGCCCCAAAUCCCCCGUUUCUUUCCCCAAAUCCCUCCCCACAAUGAUUUUGCUGAGCUGCUUCCUGCACCUGCGGCCGCGGCGCUGCGGCGCCCUGGCCGGGCUGGGCAGGGGGCUGGGCCCCUCAGCGGGGUCCCGCCGGGCUCUGCGGGUGCUCGUGGACAUGGACGGGGUGCUGGCUGACUUCGAGGGAGGCUUCCUGAAGAAAUUCAGGGCCAGGUACCCCGACAAGCCCUACAUUGCCCUGGAGGACCGGAGGGGCUUCUGGGUGUCGGAGCAGUACGGGCGCCUGGGAGCCGAGCUGAGUGAGAAAGCCAUCAGCAUCUGGGAAUCCAAGAACUUCUUCAUCGAGCUGGACCCUCUCCCUGGGGCUGUGGAAGCUGUGAAGCAAAUGGCAAAUCUGGCAGACACUGAUGUGUUCAUCUGCACGAGCCCAAUCAAGAAGUACCGGUACUGCCCUUAUGAGAAGUAUGCCUGGGUGGAGAAGCACUUUGGCCCUGAAUUUCUUGAGCAGAUUGUUUUGACACGAGAUAAGACAGUGGUUUCUGCUGAUCUGCUUAUAGACGACAGGCCUGAUAUAACAGGGGCAGAGCAGAACCCCAGCUGGGAGCACGUGCUCUUCACUGCCUGCCACAACAAGCACCUGCAGCUGAAGCCCCCCAGCCGCCGGCUGCACUCCUGGUCUGAUGACUGGAAGGCCAUUCUGGACAGCAAACGCCUCCCACCCGGCCAGGCCACCUAAACACCAGCCCCCACGGCCACCUGGGGCUGCAGCCACCUGCCUGUGUCCCUGUGGAGCCCUGCUGAAGGCCAGAACCAUGGAUGGACAGACAGACAGACGCUGUCUCUGCUGCAGAGAGGAAGGGGAGGGUGAG
This is a messenger RNA of Passer domesticus (house sparrow), 968 nucleotides long. It is a transcript of the gene NT5M, whose product is annotated as 5',3'-nucleotidase, mitochondrial. The record is from RefSeq and is a predicted model, not a curated record. The transcript has 5 exons. Gene Ontology annotation, molecular function: 5'-nucleotidase activity. Bases 137 to 835 code for a protein of 232 amino acids. Lineage: Eukaryota; Metazoa; Chordata; Aves; Passeriformes; Passeridae. Gene Ontology annotation, cellular component: mitochondrion. Gene Ontology annotation, biological process: pyrimidine deoxyribonucleotide catabolic process.